GCAGUCGUCCCGGGUGGUCACACGUGAGGCUCCGCCGCGGUGUGUUGUGCUGAACGGUGUGUGAAGCCCCCGGUCGGAGUGAAGAAUCCCCCUGAGCCAUGUUGAAGUCCAAAACGUUUGUUAAGAAGACCCGGGCGGGCGGGGUGAUGAAGGUAGUCCGGGAGCACUACCUGCGGGACGACAUCUGGUGCGGCAGUGAAGUCUGCACGGAGUGUAAAGACGGAGCUCCGGUUCUGCAGCAGGACGCGCGGGUGGAGAGCGACCUGUGCGCUUAUCCUCACUACCUGAUCCCCGACACCAAUGUAGUCCUGCACCAGAUCGAUAUUCUCGAGGACCCCUUAAUCAGGAAUGUGAUCAUCCUCCAGACAGUUUUACAAGAAGUGAGACACAGAAGCCCCCCGGUUUACAAACGGAUCAAAGACGCCACUCAUGAAAAGGAGAAACACUUUUAUACGUUUACCAACGAACAUCACAGGCAGACGUUUAUCGAGCGGGAGCAGGGAGAGAGCAUCAACGACCGCAAUGAUCGAGCCAUCCGCGUUGCAGCUAAAUGGUACACAGAGCACCUGAACAAAGCUCCAAGUGUGGGGGAGCUGAAAGUGGUGUUGCUGACCAACGAUCGUGCCAACAGAGACAAGGCAGAGCAAAACGGCCUGCUGGCUUAUAGAUGUGAGGAGUACAUUAAAAGCCUCACUGGCAAUCCUGAGCUUGUGGACAGACUGGCCUUGACGUCUGAUGAUCAGAAUGAGAUCACUGGCAGCAAGCUCCUCUUCCCAGAGCACCUCCCAUUGUCCAGGAUUCAGGCGGGCAUUAAGAGCGGCACUUUCCUGCAAGGAACAUUCCGGGCCAGUAGAGAUAACUACCUGGAGGCUACCGUCUUCGUUCAAAGGGAAGGAGACGACAGCACAGAGGUUCUCCUGCAGGGCCUCCAGAACCUGAACCGGGCUGUGCAUCAGGAUGUAGUUGCUGUGGAACUUUUCCCCAAAGAGCAGUGGGUUGCCCCUUCCUCCGUGGUGCUACAGGACGAUCGGCCGAGUGAUAAAGAAACAGAGGAAGAGGAGGCAGAGAAGAAGCUGGAGAGCCCUGUGUUGGAUCCCAGUAGGCUGAAGCCCACAGGCAGAGUGGUGGGGAUUAUCAAGAGGAACUGGCGCCCAUUCUGCGGGAUGCUCAACCAGUCACAGAUUAAAGAGGCCACCAGGCAUCUCUUCACUCCAGCAGACAGACGCAUCCCACGGAUCCGUAUAGAGACACGUCAGGCCUCCACGCUGGUGGGCCAGAGGAUCAUUGUAGCCAUUGACGGCUGGCCAAGAAAUUCCAGAUAUCCCAAUGGACACUUUGUGAGGAACCUGGGUGGAGCUGGUGAUAAAGACACAGAGACGGAGGUUCUGCUUCUAGAACAUGACGUUCCACACCAGCCUUUCUCUCAGGCUGUGCUCAGCUUUCUGCCGAAAAUGCCCUGGGGUAUAACUGAAGAGGAUUUGAAAGUGAGGGCAGAUCUGAGACACCUGUGUGUGUGCAGUGUAGACCCUCCUGGCUGCACGGACAUCGAUGAUGCGUUACACUGUCGGGAACUGGAAAAUGGAAACCUGGAGGUUGGAGUCCAUAUAGCAGAUGUCAGUCAUUUUAUACGUCCAGGAAAUGCAUUAGACCAGGAGGCGGCCAGUCGAGGCACCACAGUGUACUUGUGUGGAAAGAGGAUUGACAUGGUUCCUGAGCUUCUGAGCUCCAACCUUUGUUCUUUGCGCUCCAAUGUGGAAAGAUUAGCAUUCUCCUGUAUUUGGGAGAUGAACCACAAAGCUGAAAUCCUCAAUACUCGCUUUACAAAAAGCAUCAUCAAUUCCAAGGCCUCUCUGACGUACGCUGAAGCUCAGAUGAGAAUUGAUGAUGCCAGCAUGAAUGACGACAUCACCAAGAGCCUGCGGGGGCUGAACACACUCGCCAAGAUUUUAAAGGGACAGCGAAUUGCAAAAGGAGCUUUAACUCUCUCCUCUCCUGAAGUUCGUUUCCACAUGGACAGCGAGACUCACGACCCCAUAGACCUCCAGACCAAGGAGCUGAAAGACACUAACUCCAUGGUGGAAGAGUUCAUGUUGCUCGCGAACAUCUCCGUGGCCCAGAAGAUCUAUGAGGAGUUCUCUGAGUGCGCUCUGCUCAGAAAACAUCCCGCCCCUCCACCAUCUAACUAUGACAUCCUCAUCAAGGCUGCGAAGUCAAGGGAGCUGGAAAUACGCAUAGAUUCUGCCAAGGCACUGGCAGACUCCCUGAAUGAAGCGGUUCUGGAGGACUUCCCCUAUUUUAACACACUUCUGCGCAUCCUAGCCACCCGUUGCAUGAUGCAAGCCGUCUACUUCUGCUCAGGAAUGGACAGCGACUUCCACCACUACGGCUUGGCCUCACCCAUCUACACGCAUUUCACCUCGCCCAUUAGGAGGUACUCCGAUAUCAUUGUGCAUCGGCUUCUGGCAGUGGCCAUUAACGCAGACAGCACCUACCCGGACCUGAUGGACAAACACAAGCAGUCGAGUCUGUGCAACAACCUCAACUACAGACACAAAAUGGCACAGUACGCACAAAGAGCCUCAGUGGCCUUCCACACACAGCUUUUCUUCAAGAACAAAGGCAUUCUAAACGAAGAAGGCUUCAUUCUCUUUGUGAGGAAGAAUGCCAUCAUCAUCCUCAUCCCCAAGUUUGGCCUGGAGGGCACAGUGUUCUUCGAGAACAACGACAAGCCUGGACCGCGCCUCAAUUUCGACUCAGAGGGCCCCACCCUGACCGUAGAGGAUCAGCACACCUUCCACAUAUUUGACAGAGUCAAAGUGACCAUCAGUCUGGACGCCUCCAACAUCCAGCACCAGAAGAUCAGGAUGGCCCUGGUGGAGCCAGUGAUCCCGGGUGUCAGUGUGGCGUUGCCAGAGCCAGAACCAGAGGCAAAGAAACUCAAACUGGAUCGCUGAGUCCCUCAGCUGCCCUAAAACACUGCCAUCUGAGUUUCUUUACAUUUUAAUGUUUUUUUUAAAGAAUGUAAAUGUUCUUUUGGUCUUACUCAUCCAGUACUGAAGUAUCAGUGGUUACAGAAGAGUGUACAACAGAGACAGCUCAUGGGUAUGUUCAUUAGGUUAAUGUACUUGUUCAGUCAAUGUCUAGCCAUGAACUGCUUUAUUCUGGUAAUGGCACCAAAUACAAGGCUUUGUGUAUCUGCAAAACCAUAUGAAGGGUCUACAAAAGAUCUUUCCUAGAGAUCUUCAGAAUUCAUCCACAGAUCUAUUCAAGUUUGAGGACAGAAGGGCGACUGUAAUAAAAGGACUGUUCAUAAAUUGUCA
This is a messenger RNA of Pygocentrus nattereri (red-bellied piranha), 3320 nucleotides long. RefSeq names its product DIS3 exosome endoribonuclease and 3'-5' exoribonuclease (gene dis3). Gene Ontology annotation, cellular component: nuclear exosome (RNase complex); cytoplasmic exosome (RNase complex). The record is from RefSeq and is a predicted model, not a curated record. Gene Ontology annotation, molecular function: RNA binding; 3'-5'-RNA exonuclease activity; endonuclease activity. Gene Ontology annotation, biological process: rRNA catabolic process. Lineage: Eukaryota; Metazoa; Chordata; Actinopteri; Characiformes; Serrasalmidae. Bases 99 to 2954 code for a protein of 951 amino acids. The transcript is spliced from 21 exons.